This is a messenger RNA of Lathyrus oleraceus (garden pea), 1493 nucleotides long. Its product is annotated as probable diphthine methyl ester synthase. The transcript has 5 exons. Gene Ontology annotation, biological process: protein histidyl modification to diphthamide. The record is from RefSeq and is a predicted model, not a curated record. Gene Ontology annotation, molecular function: diphthine synthase activity. Bases 241 to 1110 code for a protein of 289 amino acids. Lineage: Eukaryota; Viridiplantae; Streptophyta; Magnoliopsida; Fabales; Fabaceae.
AAAGGAGGGAGUAACUCAUAGAAAAGCCCAUCAGUAUUUGAACCCAUAGACUUGAACCCAUAGACUUGACUUGGGUCGGACUCAUCUCGUGACACAGUCACUUUCCCUUCACAUACACACUGCACGCCGCCACCGUCAUCUACCGUCCCCGUUCCGCUUUAGGGUUUCGCCACGAGCACGGGAGCGAGGGUGAAAGAAGAAGGAGCACGGUUCAGUAGCAAAAAUUAUUCAAGUAGCAAAAUGCUAUACAUAAUCGGAUUAGGGUUAGGCGACGAGAAAGACAUCACACUCAAAGGUUUAGAAGCAAUUAAAAAAUGCGACAAGGUUUACAUGGAAGCAUACACUUCUCUCCUCUCCUUUGGUCUCUCCUCAAACGGUCUCUCCAAUCUCGAAAACCUUUACGGUAAACCCAUUAUUCUUGCUGACAGAGAAAUGGUUGAAGAAAAAGCACAUGAUUUUCUCUCCCAAGCUCAACUUUCUCAUGUUGCUUUUCUCGUUGUUGGCGAUCCUUUCGGGUAUGCAGCUUCUCUUAUACUAUUUUUUGUUUUUGUUUUCUGCAGGGCUACAACUCAUACUGAUCUUGUUGUUCGAGCCAAGGAGAUGGGGAUCGAGGUGAAAAUUGUGCAUAAUGCAUCGGUUAUGAAUGCUAUUGGGAUUUGUGGUUUGCAGCUAUAUCGUUAUGGAGAAACUGUUUCCAUACCGUUCUUUACCGAGACAUGGAGACCUGAUAGCUUCUAUGAAAAGAUUCAACAAAAUCGGAACUUGGGACUUCACACACUUUGCUUGUUAGAUAUUCGGGUGAAGGAGCCUACAUUGGAAUCUUUGUGCAGAGGAAAAAAAGCCUAUGAACCACCCAGAUAUAUGACAAUCAACACAGCCAUUGAGCAGUUAUUGGAGAUUGCACAAGCACGUGAAGAUUCCACCUACACCGAAGAUACCGAGUGUGUUGGGCUUGCUCGGAUUGGAAGUGAAGAUCAGAUGGUAGUUGCUGGUACAAUGAAGCAGUUACAGUUGAUUGAUUUUGGAGCGCCUUUACAUUGCCUUGUCAUAACAGGCAAGACCCAUCCUCUGGAGGAAGAAAUGUUGAAUUUCUACAGAUGCAGGACAUAGUUACAACAUCAAGACAUAUGAUAUGACCAUUUAAUCCAGCAAAAUGGUUUUUGUUGAAGAGGCUCGAAAAUCAUCCAUUCAGUUUUCAUGGGUCUCUUUUUUGGAAUGUUCAGCACUAUCAUAUCAUCGACACGGGUUGCUUCAAGCCCCGUCAGAGGAGAAGCUGAAUUUAAAUUUGUAUUGUUUCUGGAAAAUAUAAGAAUGGGUUUGUAAUUUAAUCUUUUGCAAAUCCCUUUAUGGGAUCAUUGUUUACUUCAUAGAAUUUUUUCCGGAUUGGAUAACAAUACUGACAAAAAUAACACUAGAAAUCUAGCUGUCAUUAUAUAACUUAUUGUGAAGUGGUUUGGUUUGGUUGGAAAUGAAAUUUCAAAUGUUUGGAUAUA